This is a messenger RNA of Numida meleagris (helmeted guineafowl), 230 nucleotides long. Its product is annotated as isocitrate dehydrogenase [NAD] subunit gamma, mitochondrial-like. The record is from RefSeq and is a predicted model, not a curated record. Lineage: Eukaryota; Metazoa; Chordata; Aves; Galliformes; Numididae. Gene Ontology annotation, cellular component: mitochondrion. Gene Ontology annotation, biological process: tricarboxylic acid cycle; isocitrate metabolic process.
GACCAGCCUGGACCUGUACGCCAACGUCAUCCACUGCCAGAGCCUGCCCGGCGUGGAGACGCGGCACCGCGACAUCGACAUCCUCAUCGUGCGCGAGAACACCGAGGGAGAGUACAGCAGCCUGGAGCACGAGAGCGUGGCGGGGGUGGUGGAGAGCCUGAAGAUCAUCACGGCCGGCCGCUCGCGCCGCAUCGCGCACUACGCCUUCCGCCUGGCCCGCGCCGCCGGGC